Messenger RNA from Chara braunii, 395 nucleotides. The record is from the annotation of a GenBank genome assembly. Lineage: Eukaryota; Viridiplantae; Streptophyta; Charophyceae; Charales; Characeae.
GUCGCCAGCGCGGAGCACGGCUACGGCGCCCAGGUCGCCAGCUUUGACCGACCAGGUCGCCAGCGUGGAGCACGRCUAUGSCGCCCAGGUCGCCAGCGUGGAGCACGGCUAUGGCGCCCAGAUCGCCAGCGUGGAGCACGGCUAUGGCGCCCAGGUCGCCAGCGUGGAGCACGGCCAUGGCGCCCAGGUCGCCAGCGUGGAGCACAGCUAUGGCGCCUAGGUAAGUACCGCUGACACAGGUCGCUAGCGUGGAGCACGGCCCCUCUUCUUCUUCUUCUUCUUCUUCUUCUUCUUCUUCUUCUUCUUGCUGUUGUUGUGCAGGUCGCCAGCAUGGAGCACGGCUAUGGCGCCCACGUAAGUACCUCUGACACAGGUCGCCAGCGUUGAGCGCCCAG